AUGCGCGGUCGUCGCAACAGCACUCAAGCUGCUGCUAUUUCCUGCCUAUCGACAGACUUUGAGGUGCAUCGCAAUUGGCUGGCCGUUACACAUUCAUUGCCUGUUAAACAGUGGUACUAUGAAGCUACUUCGGAAUGGACGCUUGAUUAUCCUCCCUUCUUUGCCUAUUUCGAAUGGCUACUGUCGUGGCCAGCGGCAUUAGCCGACCCAGCAAUGGUGAAGAUUGAGAACCUGGGUUACGACUCUUGGGCUACAGUCUACUUCCAGCGAGGCUCUGUGAUUGUGACGGAGAUAUUGCUGGUCUUUGCUUUGCACCAAUACCUCAAGUCAAGUCCUCUAAGCCAUCGUCAUGCCUCUCACGCGACAGUGUUGUCUAUCUUUCUGUCACCAGGCUUCUUGAUCAUUGACCAUAUUCACUUUCAAUACAAUGGCUUCUUGUACGGCAUUCUCAUCUUGUCCAUUGUUCUGGCGCGUAAGCAGUCUACGAUGUUGUAUAGUGGUAUUCUCUUCGCGCUACUGCUAUGUUUCAAACACAUCUACCUAUACCUGGCACCCGCCUAUUUCGUAUACCUGCUUCGAGCAUUCUGUCUGGACACGAAGUCGAUAUUUCGUCCUCGCUACCAAAAUACUAUGCGACUUGGCGCAAGUAUCAUUGGCGUUACUUGCGUCGCAUUCGGACCCUUCUUCUACUGGAAGCAGUUGGGGCAAUUGAAGAGCCGGCUAUUUCCCUUCUCGCGAGGUCUUUGUCACGCCUAUUGGGCGCCAAAUAUCUGGGCCAUCUACUCCUUCGUCGAUCGAGUUCUUAUUGGUAUUGCACCCCGUAUAGGACUUGCAGUGAACGACAAUGCACUACAUAGCGUGACACGAGGACUGGUCGGAGAUACUUACUUUGCCGUUUUGCCUGAGAUCACCAAAGAACACUGUUUUGGCCUGACGCUAGCCUUUCAAUUAAUCACUCUAUUCAAAUUGUGGUUUCAACCGGAUUGGGAAACCUUCGUCGGCGCAAUCACACUUUGCGGCUACGCUUCCUUUCUCUUCGGAUGGCAUGUUCAUGAGAAAGCCAUACUCUUGGUAUUGAUACCUUUUAGUAUGCUGGCACUGAAAGACCGGCGUCAUCUUGGUGCUUUCCGUCCACUGGCUGUUGCUAGUUACUUAUCACUAUUUCCGCUCUUGUAUACCGCCGCAGAAUUUCCCAUCAAAACGGCAUACUCUAUCUGCUGGCUCAUUCUGUUUUUGUAUGUUUUCGAUCGACUGGCACCUGCGGCAGUUCGGCCGCGUGUAUUUCUGCUUGACCGGUUUUCGUUUUUGUAUAUUACCAUUUCGAUACCCUUGAUAGUGUAUUGCUCAUUGCUACAUGGUCUCUUGUUUGGCGACAGUUACGAGUUUCUUCCAUUGAUGUUCACAAGCACCUACUGUGCUCUUGGGGUGCUGGGUAGCUGGUUAGGAUUUAUGGUGGUCUAUUUCACACCGAAAUGA
Messenger RNA from Endocarpon pusillum Z07020, 1476 nucleotides. RefSeq lists its product as uncharacterized. Lineage: Eukaryota; Fungi; Ascomycota; Eurotiomycetes; Verrucariales; Verrucariaceae. The transcript is spliced from 3 exons. The record is from RefSeq and is a predicted model, not a curated record. Gene Ontology annotation, molecular function: dolichyl pyrophosphate Glc1Man9GlcNAc2 alpha-1,3-glucosyltransferase activity. Gene Ontology annotation, cellular component: endoplasmic reticulum membrane. Gene Ontology annotation, biological process: protein N-linked glycosylation. Bases 1 to 1476 code for a protein of 491 amino acids.